AUGGCCAAUUCUUUGAGAGGUGAAGUGUUGAAUCUGUACAAAAAUCUGCUGUACCUGGGAAGGGAGUAUCCCAAAGGAGCAGACUACUUUAGAAGCCGUUUGAAAGCAGCUUUUCUAAAAAAUAAAGAUGUGAAAGACCCUGAAAAAAUCAAGCAACUCAUCGCACGAGGAGAAUUUGUUAUCAAAGAGUUGGAGGCUUUGUACUUCCUCAGAAAAUACAGAGCUCUGAAACAGCGCUACUACAGCGACGACAGCCAGUAA
Eurypyga helias (sunbittern) is the source of this 261-nucleotide messenger RNA. RefSeq names its product LYR motif containing 5 (gene ETFRF1). The transcript is spliced from 2 exons. NCBI's taxonomy places the organism in Eukaryota, Metazoa, Chordata, Aves, Eurypygiformes, Eurypygidae. The coding region runs from base 1 to 261 and encodes 86 amino acids. Gene Ontology annotation, biological process: respiratory electron transport chain. Gene Ontology annotation, cellular component: mitochondrion. The record is from RefSeq and is a predicted model, not a curated record.